GGCGUCCCUGUGCCACGUGACUGUCGCCUCCUCCCUCCUCCCAGUCGCGCGCACGGGCCGGGCGUCUCGACUCCCGCGCGCGCUCGACUGGUCCCAGUGCCCGGGUGGAGAAGCGGAGGAGGGAUCCAGCGAGGCGGCCCGGGGGAGCUGGCGCGAGCAGCGGCUGCCGGGGCCGCCUGUGCACCGUGGCGAGGGUGGCGGUGGCCUGAGCAGCGCGAGUGUGAUGAAGCUGCCCUGCCUCGCUGCUCCGCUCGCAGCCAGCUGACAGCGCCUGCCCUCAGCACGCCCGGAGGGGAGCCGCGGGGCCGUGACCUUGGCCGAGGAGGGCAGCCUGACAGUCCUUGCAUCUGAGCUCCCAAGUUCUGGGUGACAUGGCCCAGGGGAAUAACUAUGGACAGACCAGUAACGGGGUGGCAGACGAAUCACCCAACAUGCUGGUGUACAGAAAGAUGGAAGAUGUCAUAGCACGCAUGCAAGAUGAAAAAAAUGGAAUUCCUAUCCGCACUGUCAAAAGCUUCCUUUCCAAGAUACCUAGCGUCUUCUCUGGAUCAGACAUUGUUCAGUGGUUAAUAAAGAACUUAACAAUAGAAGAUCCAGUGGAAGCUCUCCAUUUGGGAACGCUAAUGGCUGCCCACGGCUACUUCUUUCCCAUCUCCGAUCACGUCCUCACACUCAAGGAUGAUGGUACCUUCUACCGGUUUCAAACACCCUAUUUUUGGCCAUCAAAUUGUUGGGAGCCAGAAAAUACAGACUAUGCUGUUUAUCUCUGCAAGAGAACAAUGCAAAACAAGGCAAGGCUAGAGCUAGCAGAUUAUGAAGCCGAGAGCCUGGCCCGGCUGCAGAGAGCAUUUGCCCGGAAGUGGGAGUUCAUUUUUAUGCAAGCAGAAGCACAAGCUAAAGUGGACAAGAAGAGAGACAAAAUUGAAAGGAAGAUCCUCGAUAGUCAAGAGAGAGCAUUCUGGGAUGUCCACAGGCCUGUGCCUGGAUGUGUAAAUACUACAGAAGUGGACAUUAAGAAGUCAUCUCGAAUGAGAAACCCUCACAAAACACGCAAGUCUGUCUAUGGUUUACAAAAUGACAUCCGAAGUCACAGUCCCACCCAUACACCUACACCAGAAACCAAGCCUCCCACAGAAGACGAGCUGCACCAACAGAUAAAAUACUGGCAAAUACAGUUAGAUAGACAUCGGUUAAAAAUGUCAAAAGUUGCGGAUAGUCUACUAAGUUAUACAGAACAGUAUAUAGAGUAUGACCCGUUUCUUGUGCCACCUGACCCUUCUAAUCCAUGGCUCUCGGAUGACACUACAUUCUGGGAACUUGAAGCAAGCAAAGAACCAAGUCAACAGAGGGUAAAACGAUGGGGUUUUGGCAUGGAUGAGGCAUUGAAAGACCCAGUUGGGAGAGAGCAGUUCCUUAAGUUUCUAGAAUCAGAAUUCAGCUCAGAGAACCUAAGGUUCUGGCUGGCAGUGGAGGACCUGAAGAAAAGGCCGAUCCGCGAGGUGCCCUCUAGGGUGCAGGAAAUAUGGCAAGAAUUUCUGGCUCCUGGGGCCCCUAGUGCCAUUAACUUGGAUUCUAAAAGUUAUGACAAGACCACACAGAAUGUGAAGGAACCAGGGCGAUACACGUUUGAAGACGCCCAGGAGCACAUUUACAAGCUGAUGAAGAGCGACUCAUAUCCCCGCUUUAUAAGGUCUAGUGCCUACCAGGAACUUCUACAGGCAAAGAGAAAGGGCAGAAACCUCCCUAUUUUCCCAUGCCAUAAAAACUGUACACCAACACUGAGGGCCAGCACUAACCUGUUAUGAAAAGAGGGGAAAUCUCUCACAUCCAAGAGGUUAACAAGCCUUGUUCAGUCUUACUAAAAGGACCGUCUUUGUGACAUGAAAGCUGAAUGGAGCCAUUGCCCAUACCUUGUAGCCUAUUGCUGUUACCUGGAACCGAGGAUGUUAGACCAAGAUGUUGCAUGAAUGAAGGACCUGAAUUGUUCUUUCCUGUGUGCACAUAAAGGCAUCGCCAUUGCCA
Messenger RNA from Acomys russatus (golden spiny mouse), 2022 nucleotides. RefSeq names its product regulator of G protein signaling 7 (gene Rgs7). The record is from RefSeq and is a predicted model, not a curated record. The transcript is spliced from 18 exons. Gene Ontology annotation, biological process: intracellular signal transduction; G protein-coupled receptor signaling pathway; regulation of G protein-coupled receptor signaling pathway. Lineage: Eukaryota; Metazoa; Chordata; Mammalia; Rodentia; Muridae. The coding region runs from base 372 to 1805 and encodes 477 amino acids.